AGACUUUGGCAGCCUUUUUCAUUCACCAAGAUCACUUCCACUUCCGUCAUUGUAAACAACUAGUGGCUAGACGACGGCAGCAGGACGGGAGACAAUGACCCGCAUCACGGUAUGCAGAACAAUAUCAGGACUCCUUGAAAAGCCAAUUUGUUUCCCUCGGAUCGUGUGUUACGUGCGAAGAUAAAUAUCCAAUCCAAUUCUCAUACUUGAUAUUGACAAUGAGGAAUGCAGUUACAAUCCUGGGAGCAGGAACUCAAGGAAGGCGUCUCGCUUACAUGUGGUCAAGUCGAGGAAGACCAGUCAACCUAGUUGAUCAAGCGCCUGCUGCCUUGGAGGGAGCACUAAAGGAUAUUGACCACUUCAAAAAUACAAUAGGCAAGGCGGAUGGACACGGAGGUGGAAUAGUCUUGACAUUUCGGGGGAAUGAAUUGGGUGAAGCGUUGAGCGGUGCUUGGCUAGCUGUUGAAAAUGUGCCCGAAUCUCUGGAAUUGAAACGCUCUGUCAUUCAGCAGCUGGACAACAUAGCAGAUGCAGAGACAAUCGUUGCUUCGAACUCAAGUAGCUUCACAGUUCAGGAGAUUAUUGAAGGUUUAGAUCUGCAGCAUGCUUCGCGAUGUGUCAGCUUGCAUUCAUACUGGCCACCAGAGACCCCAGCGAUCGAAAUCAUGGGCUCAACUAUCACUAAGUCAGAAAUCAUCACUCGGCUCAUGGAUGAAUGCAAGACUCACGGAUUCGAUCCUUUUCAUGUCAAGAAAACUUCUAAUGGCUAUAUCUACAAUCGAAUCUGGGCAGCGAUCAAACGGGAAGCUUUGUUCGUAGCAGCUGAAGGAGUUGCAACUCCAGCAGAGAUCGAUGCUAUAUAUAAAUCCGUUCUCAAGACACCGAAGGGACCAUUUGAGCAAAUGGAUACUGUAGGACUGGAUGUUGUAAAAGACAUUGAGGAGCACUAUGCCGAAAAUAGAGAAUCGCUGCCGCAGGAGCCACGAGAUCUAUUGGCUCGGAUGAUUCGAGAAGGGAAGCUUGGGGUGAAAUCAGGCGAAGGAUUCUAUGAAUAUUAGAUGAAAUACAUGUCUACUCAGAUGAUGGAGAUGCUCGUCACGAGAAGAUCUCACGAAGUGAUCUUAAGCGAAC
This is a messenger RNA of Cadophora gregata, 1131 nucleotides long. RefSeq lists its product as uncharacterized. The transcript has 4 exons. Gene Ontology annotation, biological process: fatty acid metabolic process. Gene Ontology annotation, molecular function: NAD+ binding; oxidoreductase activity, acting on the CH-OH group of donors, NAD or NADP as acceptor. Bases 219 to 1058 code for a protein of 279 amino acids. Lineage: Eukaryota; Fungi; Ascomycota; Leotiomycetes; Helotiales; Ploettnerulaceae. The record is from RefSeq and is a predicted model, not a curated record.